GUAGCAUCAGGAUUGCUCGGGCGAACAAGAAGCUUUGGUACUUGUACAGUACUGUAUGAUACGAGUACAGUACAAUACCGGUACAGUACCGCACUUUGCUGCUGGGAAACUGCCGGAGUCCAACCUCUCGCCAAUUGCCUUGGAAGAUGCAACGAUAUCGGAAAUCGACCACCACCAGACGUGCAUGAUCCCGUUCCUGGCAGAUCCGAUUACCUCAGCAGCUCCAGGCUUUCUUCCCCUUUUCGCUGGGCCCACUGCCGGCAUGGGAUGCACAUCCUUUGCUCCUUCACUUCUGGGCCCAAUGCGCGUGACCAAGAUGACGACUACCGUGCCCGUUUGUGGUUUGCUGACCGAUUAGCAAAUUAGCGGCUUCCUUCGGUUUGCCGGGGGAGUCCCUCGAACCCCCCCCCCCAACUCUGGCAACGGAAUCCAGAAUGCAAUCCUCGCAGAGGUGUUGCCUACAAUCAAUCCCCCUUUGUCCUCCCUACUUCUCACCGUCUCGAUAACUGCAGUCAUCAACUGGUGCUGUAUUCGAGUACGUACUGAACCACGCCCGGCUGAUUCUGCGUCUGCCCCACAGCUCAAUACGGGAGGUGAAACCUACAUAACCACGCCUGUUGAUAUUCACGGGUACGAUACUUACCUCUUGCCCCCUGUUGCACGACCUGUGCUUACCUGCUACCGGUACUUAUUGUCUCCAGGACCAGUACGCUGCUGUAUCGGUGACGGCCAACAACUCAUCACUCCGUUGAUUGCCGGUAUUCCAUCCCUACUCUUAGAUACCACACCGUGCCUGAGCUCUGGCACCUUCGAACUGAUCAACACUCGCUCGGCUAGCUAGAUAGCACGGACCUACCCCCUCGAUAGCAAUGACUACUAGGUAAGGAUAGUGGGCUCUUGUAUCUGCUGUUUUUGAAGCUCAGCUAACAGCUUGGUCAUACGUGCGCAGAUAUCGUGUCGAAUAUGCUCUUAAGGUGAAAUAAUACUAAUACCGCCCCCCUCCCCCUUUUGUUUCUCAAUUGCUCCUCUCCUUCGUCUCCCAGCUGUCGGAUAGUUGUACUGAUCUAUGCCACUCCCUGCUUCCUUUAAGGCUCAUCGCCGUGAUGCCCUCAUCGAAUUUAUUAAGGGCCUAUUGGCAGUGCCUUUCGUUCUACACUCCCAGCCCACUGCCGUGGCUGGUGAUGCUUCAUUCCGGGUCAUGGCAGUCGAAGCUCGCCGCCGCUACUGUGAAAUCAUGAAAGAUGUUGAGGAGCUUAUUAAUGAUCAUAGCAAUAAGAAAACAUUUUCCCCCGCCUGUUGUUCGCCCACUAACAGCUUCAAGUUACCUGUCAAAACGCUGGUACCCCCGAACGGUCAAAGCUUCGGUUUCUUGUGCCUUCUGUGGGAACCUUCUUUACUCCUCUGCUUCUCGAAAAGGCCUUUGUAGCGCAAGAUGCUCGCAGAUCUAUCUCUAAUCGCCGAUUCGUUGCCCCUUCAUUCAAUGAUAUAAGGUUGAUUCUUAAUACCGCUCAAAUCAUGUCUCUGACAACCUUGGAUGGGCCCUUGAAGCUUGUUACCUUUGAUGGAGAUGUUACUCUCUACGAUGACGGCCAAUGCCUCAUUCCCACGAACCCGGUCAUUCCACAGAUACUCCGGCUGAUGCAAAAGGGACUCUGCAUCGGCAUUGUGACAGCAGCUGGAUAUACCGAUAGUAUGAAGUAUAUGGAACGCCUCCACGGGCUUCUGGAUGCCAUCAAGGAUUCGGAGGAUUUGACAGAAGCUCAAAAGAGCAACCUCAUCAUACUUGGUGGGGAAAGCUCCUACUUGUACAAAUAUUGUCCUACGUCUCCAACGCUCCUUAUUGCCGAGCCAAGGGAGAAUUGGGAGCUGGACGAGAUGCGCACUUGGCCAGAAACAGAUAUUCAACACCUCCUCGAUAUUGCAGAGAUCGCUCUUAGGGAGUCCAUAUCUACCAUGAAGCUAGAGGCUACCGUUCUCCGAAAGGAGAAAGCUGUCGGGAUUAUACCUGCUGUUCCGGGUGUCAAGUUUGUGCGAGAACAGCUGGAAGAAGCUGUGCUUGCUGUACAAAAGACCCUGGAGCUCAGUGAUAUCGGCCGCAGGCUUCCGUUCUGCGCGUUCAAUGGUGGGAACGAUGUAUUCGUUGAUAUUGGGGAUAAAAGACUUGGCGUUCUGUGCUGUCAGAGAUUCUUUGGGAAUGUUACCGGAAAUCAAACUUUGCACAUUGGCGGUGGGUACUGAGGAUGGCAAAUAUUUAUUUAUGUUAUAACUAGCGACACUAACUUUUUCAGACCAGUUCCUAUCGGCCGGACACAACGACUUUAAGGCACGCAUGGCUGGAACGACGGUGUAAGUGAAAAAUAUUCUCCCUUGUGUGGGGGCGAUGAGCUCACUAACUAUCUAUAGGUGGGUCGCGAGCCCGGCGGAGACAGUAAGUAGUCUCGACGAGCUAUGGAACCUCCUUGAGUACGGUAUACCUGAGGAAUACGAAGAGUGAUGGGUUUAAGUCACCCCUUUGCGCUUUACGGUGCUGGAGAAUGUCAAUUUGCUAUGCUGCGUAUUGGAGGAUGGGGAUACCCAGCGCUUUGUUUGUCUGGUUCCUGCUUUUGUGCUGUGUUUUCCGCAGUUUGUACGGGGCGCACCCUGGGAGUGGGGAUGGGGGGAUACCGGUUAGGAUUGGUUUGGGGGGAUCAACUGUAUGCCAUAUGGCCGAGCAUCAUAAUCCGGGCGAGCUUUAAAGCUUCAGACCGCCCCCUACAGAAAUCAAAUGCUCGGGUUC
Tuber aestivum (summer truffle) is the source of this 2776-nucleotide messenger RNA. NCBI's taxonomy places the organism in Eukaryota, Fungi, Ascomycota, Pezizomycetes, Pezizales, Tuberaceae. The record is from the annotation of a GenBank genome assembly.